GGAUCUGAAGGCCCCUUUGAGGGAAAAGGAGGUUUGAAGACGAGCCGCGGGCAGUGGGACUCCCUCAGAUAGUUUCUCUGCUCAGCACAGCGGUACACUAACUUUUUCAACUCUUAACACACGUUCACAGCAGAGCUGGGGUAUACUUUGAUAUCUUUAAAAGGCAAACUAAAGGACAUUUUAUGCUUUUUUUCUUUAUUUUUUUGGUGAGAAGCGGUUUUGAGGUCUGGGUCAGAGUUACCGCCUGGUUGAUGAUAUUUCCAGCGGGCGGCCGUGCAUCCUGUCCGGGAAGAGUUUUUGCAGUAACACCGUGGAGACUUUACAUCAAAAACCAAAAACCUGAGGACUCUUUAAGGAACUUGCAAACUGGAAGUAUUACACUCUUUGCGCAAUCUGCGUUUUACUCGCCGGGAGUUUUGCAACUUUUUUUUUUUUUUAAACCAGAAAUGGUUGGCAGAUUAAACUUGCCAAAUGUAUGUGAAGGAGAUCCACUGGAUAUGAUGAGCUGCAGGGCUGAGAGAGGACUUGACAGCCCGGACUCUGGGUUGCCCCCGAGCCCGAGCCCCAGCGCCUGGCUGCUGCCUGUGUGUGCGGAGAAAGCCGGGGUCGUGAGCCCGGUGUCUGAAGACGAGGGAAGGGGCUCCCUGGUUCCAGUUUUACCCACAGCAGGAUCUUUCCAGCAGCUACACCCAUUGUCCUUUGGGGAAGGCAUAGCGUUUGAUCCAUUACCGCCAAAGGAAAUAAGAUACACCUCAUCCGUGCACUACGACUCGGACCGUCACUUCAUCCAAAGCGUGUCCCUGCAGCCAUGGGGCCAAGGCCUUGAACACUGCACGCAGACCAUCAUGGCUGUGCCCCAAAGUACCUGGCGCCACUACAAGACACAACUGGAGUUCCGGCCUCGCCAUCGGCUGCAGCACUUCAAGAGCACCACCAUCGUCUACCCCAAGAAAACCAGCGCCGUCUACACCACAGAGCUGAGCUACGACUGCCGCCGACUAUCCCGACGUUUCCUCUCCAGUGUGGAGCUGGAGGCUGCUGGUCGCAGAGAGCUACCUCAGUGAGGGUGGGAGGGGGACUCAGGUGGCUGUGGGGGACACAUAAUGGUGGUUAUCCCCACGGUCCCUAUACUGUAGCACCCCCAAGGCUGGCUGCCAUUGACCUGCUGUGUUGUCUUUUUAUUCUUUUGUAGCCUUUUAUCCAUCCCCUUUCCAAGCUGUGGACAAGAAGCAUCUGUGCUGCAAUGUUACAGAUAUCAGAGAGACAUGGAUAAAAUGUGUGAAAUAUCCAUUCAGUCCAUGUCUUGAUAUGUUUAUAUCGCUGCCAUGUAUCCUAAUCAGGAAUGGAUAUUUCAUUUAAACGCUUCAAUUUGCAGCGUGUUGGUUUCUAGAGGCAUGCUCAUAUUUGAUUUUAGCGGCUGUAGGACUGACUCAUAUGGACAGAGAUGAGAAGACUCAUUUGCCCUUAGCAAAGUCACCGUCUUCGUGUCGCACCAGAUUGGUCGAGUGAUUUUUAAACGACGAGGCCUGCCUCGGUUCAGAGACUUGGUGAUCCUAGAAAAGAGUGCGUUUAGAACUGUAUGUGUGACUAGUGUGUGAGGGGAAAGAAAGGCAAUUAAAUGUGGUGCUUGAGUUUGGAUGCAUGCUAAGAAAUCACUAACUUAUCCACAAGGGUUGUGGUGGAAAUACUUAACACACGUUUUGUUUCUUCACAGGGUAUUGUGUUUUUUUUUUCUGCACAACAUUAGCACAAGCGACGCUCUUCUCCAGCCUUUUCCCUGGCCACUGUUUUAUGGCUGCGGAUCAUCAUGUAUUAUGUAAAUGUUGGUAGAUUUAAGGAAACUCGUGUAAGCUUAAACAAACUGAUUAAGUAAGUAGUAUAGAUGAGUCAUGAGUGCGUGUGUGUGGAGUUUACUGAGAAGUGGAUAGUGUUUUUGAUAUCUCUCACUGGCCUACUAGUGAAAAUAACAAGCUGCAUUCCACUGCUAUCACUUUCUUUGGCUUGACUUGGUUUGAAAUUGUAUUUAUUCUGUUGGAAGUUUUAGGAUCUGAGAUUUUAUCAGCUGAUUAACGGGUCUCUCCGAAGUCACAGCUAAUAAUAUUUUUACGAUGCCCCUUUGUGCCUUAUCGAUGUAUCUGUUGAUGCUUCUUUUUGAUAUUAGUCCCUUAUUCAGUGCCAGUUUGAAAUAAAGUGUUCAUUAGUUCAACGAUUGUGUAUUUUAUAA
Larimichthys crocea (large yellow croaker) is the source of this 2224-nucleotide messenger RNA. It is a transcript of the gene rflnb, whose product is annotated as refilin B. The coding region runs from base 183 to 1064 and encodes 293 amino acids. Gene Ontology annotation, biological process: negative regulation of bone mineralization involved in bone maturation; negative regulation of chondrocyte development; skeletal system morphogenesis. The record is from RefSeq and is a predicted model, not a curated record. Lineage: Eukaryota; Metazoa; Chordata; Actinopteri; Sciaenidae. The transcript is spliced from 3 exons. Gene Ontology annotation, molecular function: filamin binding. Gene Ontology annotation, cellular component: actin filament bundle.